Protopterus annectens (West African lungfish) is the source of this 2252-nucleotide messenger RNA. RefSeq names its product Cbp/p300 interacting transactivator with Glu/Asp rich carboxy-terminal domain 1 (gene CITED1). Lineage: Eukaryota; Metazoa; Chordata; Ceratodontiformes; Protopteridae. The coding region runs from base 338 to 841 and encodes 167 amino acids. The transcript has 2 exons. The record is from RefSeq and is a predicted model, not a curated record. Gene Ontology annotation, cellular component: nucleus. Gene Ontology annotation, biological process: regulation of DNA-templated transcription.
ACUUCAUCCAUUCAUAAGGUGAUACCUGAUUUCACAACAUAUCCGUGCAACUUUCUGGAGUUCUAAUCUACAUUUUUCUUUUCAUUUGAAAAUAAGAUGUUUUGUUAAGUGCUGCAGUUUUGCCAGAAUAAGGAUACAGCUGACUUCAAACAUUACUGGGCUUCACUUGCCACCCUUCUGAUAAGGAAAACAUUUCAGCAGGUCAACCUUUGCCCGCUUCAUCGGGACUGCAGGGUACGAACCUACAACUUUAGGGUCAUCCAGAGGGAACAGUUUCGCAGCCUCAUCUCAGAGUUAGGGAGAUCGGCUUUUCUAGAUUUUGGCAGGAGCAAAUGAAAUGAGUUCUUUGAUUUUCCCCACCUUGAGUAUGAAGGAUCGAGAAGCUGUUGCUGUCUUGCACUAUCCAGGUUCUGGAAUUGUCACCAACAAAGUUAACGGUUCAUCCCAUAUCAGCACAGGUCUUCUUACUUCUACUCCUACAACUCAGCCACCUCCAUCUAAACAACCAAGCUUCAGCCUGCAGACAGCACCUCACCUUUUAGCCAGUAUGCAACUGCAGAAACUCAACAACCAGUAUCACCAUGGCAUCACAGUUUCCAGCAAUGCUGGUGACGCCACAUUGCCAUCAUGGAGCUACGGCUCCCAGAUGCUGGGACAGAACAUUCUCCCACCUAAUGUUGGACCUCAGGGGCCUGGUGCCAUAGACUUGGAUCCCAUCGAUGAAGAAGUGUUGAUGUCACUUGUCACUGAGUUGGGUUUGGACAGAGUCAGUGAGCUUCCAGAACUGUGGCUUGGACAAAAUGAGUUUGACUUCAUUUCCAACUUUUCCUCCAGUUGUUGACCAAAGAAAGGAUAACCAUUUGGAACCAUUCUAGGUGCACAGUGGCUUACGAUGAGGACUGCUUAAACUUUGAAUUAACUGCAUAUUGUUCUGUAGUGGGUCUUGCCUCUGUAGCUUGCCUUAAGAUGUUUUAUGACAUUUUUACGUAACAUCGUACUGGAGUCUGUCAAUGUAAGGAUGAUUUUUGUGGAACUUGUCAAGGGCUCCUACAUUAGAAAUAAGUGCAGUAAGGUUGCAAUGUGGCAGUUGACUGUUCAAGUUCCCUCUACGCAUAAUACAUUUAUGGAAGUACAACUAAACCUAUACAGUCUGGCUUUACAUGUGAGUUUUAAACUCUUUGUAUUUCUUUUUGUCCUUUUCAUAUACGUCAUCUUCAGACAACAUGGAUGAUGAUAUGCAACCAGUACUGCAGUUUAGGGAACCAGUGGUAGCUUGAGAGAGACAUUAUCCUGCACCACAGCGACUGAGCAAUUUAGUUUGGUUAUGCUACUAGCAAACUUAAGUCCUAGGAGUGAAGGACUGCAUUUGUUACGUUGCAUCUUUUCGUUCCUGCUCCACAUUUCUUCUGAGUGGACCCAUUACCGAUAUUUUGUGUAAUGCAUUUUGCUUUAUUGUUUCAAAGAGUGAGCUUGGUCUUGUGCCUUUUUUCUGCUCCACUGAUGGUACAUAACAUUCAGGGGAGGUGGGAAAUGGAAUGACUUGAAGCUCCUUCCCCAUUAAAGCUGUGAAAAUUGUGUGAACAAGAUUGUCCCUUUGCUUCAUCUGUUGGUCAAAACAUAAACGACAAUGGCUUGUGACUUCAUUAGUAUAAAAUAGCAUUAGUGCAGUUUGCAGAUUACUUGCUGCUAGUCUCUUCUUUGCUGGUGCUUAUAAAUGUGACAACCAAGGGCUAAACACUAACCAAAUGCAUGCUGGAUCAUUUUGUCUGUAAAUUAUGCCGCAGAAAUUGCAGGCUUUUAGCAUGUACAGUCUCACACACUUCUGGAAGGCUCAUAUUAAUAGAAAAGUGCACAAACUAAUUUGUAGAGGGAGCAAAAUAUUUUUGUAUGUUUUAAUAUAGUUGCAGCUUACUUUGCUCCUCAGUUGUAUCAUCCUAUUGAUUGGUAUUUAAUAGCUCUUGAAUCUGCAGCCUAUGUCACAUAGUUGCAUGCAAUGUAAUUUUGAACCAUUUGAAAACAAUGUAAAACAGCUGCUUUCAGAGAUUCAGAAAUCUGCAUGCAGUUGUGAUGUUUGCCUACAAUUCUGCAUGACAUUUUUUAGACCUAUUGCUGUCUUGCUCCUGUUCUUUGUAUCCUAGGGUUCUCUAGUGACAUCCUUUUGAAAAUGUACACUGUCUUUGUGUCCCCUUUUCCAGGACAAGACUAGAUCAGGGAUUAUUGGCUUAAGUUCAACAGGCCUUUUAUGAAGCACA